Molecule: messenger RNA, 1785 nt
Organism: Wasmannia auropunctata (little fire ant)
Lineage: Eukaryota; Metazoa; Arthropoda; Insecta; Hymenoptera; Formicidae
Product: putative gustatory receptor 28b
Exons: 4
Coding region: 513-1772 (419 amino acids)
Biological process (GO): sensory perception of taste
Cellular component (GO): axon; dendrite; membrane
Source: RefSeq, a predicted model, not a curated record
UUCUGUAACUGCAAGUAACAAUACAAGUCAUUGAAAUAAUUCGUAUAUGGUGAUAACCGAACCAAAAAAAACGAUUCAGAGCAAGAACAAAAACGAAGUAUUUAUAAUUGAUAUAAUUUAAAAUAAGACUGGUGAUUUUUAUGAAAGUUCUCAAAGCUACUAAUUCAUAUAGAUUCUAAGUAGUCAAUGCUUUUUAUUUUUACAUAAUUCAUGAUCUUAAUGUAGUGAAUGAUAAUUCGUAUAUCAACAAUUACUUUAUUAGUUUAUAUGCGCAUGCGGCUCAGGAAGAAUAGAAAGCUGAUCGAAGAAAGCCAUUCACUUCAUGGCUAACAAAUGAUCUCUGAGUCGUGUUUCGCUAGUCGAGGCAGCAACUAUGCUUUGCAAUGGAGUUUUAAUUCGCCAGAUGUAUAUAGACUACAUGUAGUGCACAUCAAUUUACAUACUCGUGGUGAAAAGACGAAAUUAAAGAUAAUUUACUUAAAAAAAAAGUUUUUACAAUAACGCUCGUAUUGAUGUUAAAGUGCAUUAAUAAUGUGAUUAAUAAUCUUCAAAAAUUCCAAGGAGAGACCAAAAGACGAAAAAGAUGGCUAUUCCACGCCACGGACUUUCAAUCGUUGAUGUAUUUCAACUUCAUUUUCUGCAAGAUUCUCGGAAUAUUUCCGUACAGAAUCAAGGUUUCGACUUUCGAGAGAUCCAAAUCAGGAUACAUUCUCUGGACUAUCAUCACCUGUGUCAUUUGCAUUUAUGAGCUGAUAAUGUUCUAUAAACUCAAUUUUUCUGGAAGAGUCAGGCUUGAAGUACCCAAAACUAUUACGUACAACUUCCAUUUUGUGCUGGGAGCAUUCGCAGCGAUUGUCUGGCGUGUUUCGAGCGAUCGGCGAAUGCGUUUGCUCCAGUGUAUACAAGAAAUUUCUUCAAGAUUGCCCGCGGAAUCGUAUCAGAGGCUAUCCAAGCUAAUUCACGCCAAAGAUAUCUUCGGUUUCAUCUUCUUAUUGUGGCUGUUGUUGAUAUUUCUUUUAAAUUCUUCUGAAAUGGUUAUCGAUACCACGUUCGAGUCAUUGAGAGUGUACAUCGCCAUGAUAGUGUUUCAGAUGGAUAUGCUGUAUAUGAAUUGCGUUUGUGUCUUAAAGGCCUGUUUAAAAGAAAUCAAUAACACUCUAGAGAAUCUGCGGGAGCUCUGCGUAGUGAACGAUAUCUCCAGACGGAUAGACGAUGAGCAAAGAAAUCCGUACAUGCUGACGGAACUCAAAGCUCUGAAGAAGCAACAUCUGAUGAUCAGCGACACGGUACAGAUGCUGAACGUAAUCUUCAGUCUACAGCUUCUCGGUACCAUAGUGGUAGUCUUCAAGCAGAUCACUUUCGCCCUGUACUUCCAUAUAGUACAGUGGCAAGACGGAAUAUCCAUUAGCCUGGAUAAGCAGAUUCGUCAUGAAUUUUUUGUGUCGCUCAUAAUGUAUUAUCUUAUAAGAAUAGUAUUGGUAGUAUGGGCCUGCGAAACCGGUAAAAAUGAAGCGACAGAAAUUGGUACUACUAUUCACAAUGUGCUUAAUACCACCACAGAUGAGCAAAUAAAAUAUGAGUUGCAGCUGUUUUCCAUGCAAAUAUUGCAUUGCAAUAAUACUUUUUCCUCGAAAGGUCUUACUGUGGAUGCGACACUUCUCACUGCGAUGAUAAAUAGUAUCACUACGUACCUAUUAAUUUUAAUACAAUUUUUGGGUACAUCGCAUUCUUGCGACGGAAAGACUGCAAUCAAUGGUACAGAAGCGUUUUAAUUAAAAGAAAGUA